UCCUUCACACACAAAAUUAAAGAGGAAUAAUAAACUUAAAAAUGCUCAACUUUGUAUGUUUCUAGAGAAUUUCUGGUUAUCAUUUUUUUUUAACUUGGGUUUGAUUCUUGAUCUAGAGUUCUAAGAUUUCUCCACUGUUCUUCUCCACGUUCCUGAAAAAGAACAGAGGAAGAAGAACAAUUUGAAGGAGUUCAGUCUCCAGAGAAUAUCCAAUCGACUUUAAAACAGAGAAAAAGCUCAAGACUCGCAGUCGCAUGCCACAAGGAGAAAAAUGAACGAGUCGAGGUCGUGGAGCAUAUACAGUAGCAGAGACGGAGAGAGUGAAGGGCCAUGGAGAUCGUCGACGUCGAUGAAUGCGAUCUCCUUUGGAUUCGUAGCUACGGCGAUACUCAUCUCCAUGUUCUUGAUAAUGGCCAUCUUCGAGCAUCUCUUCAGGCCAGAGAAUUCUACAUUUGAUUCACCACAUCGGAUCAGACAAAGACAGAACCAUAGCAGAGAUGGGUCCACUCAGUUCCACAAACUUGCUCAUCAAGCAUCCAUGGUUCCGGUGAAUAUGGCGGUGGAUGUAUCGGUAGUGAUGCCGGGAGAGAAGCUACCGUCGCACAUAGCUUUGGCCGCUCCUUUACCUUGUUCAAGAGAAGGCAUUCGUUGGCCUCUCCACCUCUAAAAUAUUAUUUUAUUACUCUUCUCUCAUGUUUUUUUUUUACUGACUCAUUUAGUAGAUUAGUGUUGGACCUGGUGAUAAUCUAAUUUUAAUAUGCAUUCAAGUCACGAUAUUGAUCGAAAAUUUCUCCAAUUUAUUUUUUGCCAGAAAAAAAAAUAAAUUAUUAUUAGUCGACAUU
This is a messenger RNA of Eutrema salsugineum, 842 nucleotides long. RefSeq lists its product as uncharacterized. NCBI's taxonomy places the organism in Eukaryota, Viridiplantae, Streptophyta, Magnoliopsida, Brassicales, Brassicaceae. The transcript has 2 exons. The record is from RefSeq and is a predicted model, not a curated record. Bases 272 to 667 code for a protein of 131 amino acids.